Molecule: messenger RNA, 8134 nt
Organism: Leptidea sinapis
Lineage: Eukaryota; Metazoa; Arthropoda; Insecta; Lepidoptera; Pieridae
Gene: PIP5K59B
Product: phosphatidylinositol 4-phosphate 5-kinase type-1 alpha
Exons: 20
Coding region: 193-2583 (796 amino acids)
Biological process (GO): phosphatidylinositol metabolic process
Molecular function (GO): phosphatidylinositol kinase activity
Source: RefSeq, a predicted model, not a curated record
AAAAAAAAUGAGUGGUCGUGUCAGGUGGUUGCAUAGGGCGAGUGUUUUUGAAGAAAUUAAUUGAUUUCGUCUAAUUAAAUUAAUGAGAAUCAUUGUGAUACCGACGCGAAUGUGAAGUGAGCCAUGUUAAGUUAUAUUGUGCACACUUUGCAUAAAGUGACUUUAAAAUAGGGGGUGUAACGCAAAACAAAAAUGGCUUCGGGAGAUACGGAUCACAUAGAAAUAAUGGAUAUAUCAGUAAUAAGGAAGUCUGAUAUAGGAACUGGGCCUUCAGGCUCAGAAGAUGAAGAUCGAGAUAGACUCUCAAUUAGUGAAAAGAAUGUGCCGUACGACCCCGCAGUCGGGCCCCUGGGCGCCAUGGGCAAAGUCCACAAGUCGGACCGCAAGAUCGGCCAUCGGCGGGUCGGUGAGGGCGGCGAGAUCACCUACAAGAAGAUCCAGUCCUCCCAGAUCAUGGGAUCCAUUCAACUGGGAAUCCAGCACGCGAUAGGAGGUCUCGCGUCGAAGCCGGAGCGCGACCUGCUCAUGCAGGACUUCAUGACGGUGGAGACGACUAACUUCCCGCACGAGGGCUCCAACCACACGCCCGCGCACCACUACAGCGAGUUCAAGUUCAAGACGUACGCGCCCAUCGCGUUCAGAUACUUCCGCGACCUGUUCGGCAUUCAGCCUGAUGAUUUCCUGAUGUCGAUGUGCAGUGCGCCGCUCCGUGAGCUGAGCAACCCUGGCGCGUCGGGCAGCAUAUUCUACCUGACGAACGACGACGAGUUCAUCAUCAAGACCGUGCAGCACAAGGAAGGCGAGUUCUUGCAGAAGCUGCUCCCCGGAUACUACUUGAACCUCGAUCAGAACCCCCGCACGUUACUACCAAAGUUUUUCGGCCUGUAUUGCUACCAAUGUAACAGUAAAAACGUGCGGCUUGUCGCCAUGAAUAACCUUCUACCUUCAUCGGUCAAACUUCACCAGAAAUAUGAUCUCAAAGGAUCCACAUAUAAGCGAAAGGCCAACAAAUCGGAAAGACAGAAACGAUCGCCCACGUACAAGGAUCUGGACUUCAUGGAACACCACACCGAGGGGAUAUUCCUGGAGGCGGAUACUUACACGGCGCUGAUAAAGACCAUGCAGAGAGACUGUCGGGUGCUUGAGAGUUUUAAGAUAAUGGACUAUUCUCUUCUGGUCGGUAUCCAUAACCUGGAUGAGGCGCAACGUGAAAAGAACGAGGAGAGGAAACGAACAGAAUCGGGCCAGAGCGACGAUGAAGACGGAGAGAAGAAGACUGGACUCAAUAGAACGCGAUCGGAACAGGCCAAGGAGGAUUUCAAGGCUCAAGUGAAACGGACACAGUCAAUAAACCGCCAACGAUUGGUGGCGCACUCCACGGCGAUGGAGAGCAUUCAGGCGGAGAGUGAGCCAAUUGAUGAAGAGGAAGAUGUGCCGCCCGGCGGUAUUCCAGCUAGGAACGCGCGCGGGGAGCGUCUGCUCCUAUUCCUCGGUAUCAUCGACAUCCUGCAGUCCUACCGGCUGAGGAAGAAACUGGAGCACACGUGGAAGAGCAUGAUACAUGACGGGGACACAGUGUCGGUGCACAGACCUAGCUUCUACGCGCAGAGGUUCCUCGACUUCAUGGGCAAGACCGUGUUCAAGAAGAUACCUUCGUUGGACCUUCCGGAGAUCAAAGGGAAUCACCGCAAAUUCCGCACAUUGGUCACCAGCUAUAUAGCAUUGAAACACUCUCCGUCGAAGAGGAAGAGCAUCGCCAAGCCGGGAAGGGCCCAGGAAGAAAUGGAUACAGCCGGUGCAGCUAGUUCGAGUGGAGUCACGGCCAAAGCAGUGUCGUUAUCUGAUGUCUCAGCGAUAAUAACUCCCACUUCAGUAACUACACCGGUGUCGACUUCUGCUAAAGUGACCCAAGUGGCUUCAAAAACGACGGUUUCGCCUGAAUCCGAUGUAGCAUUUCCAGCUGUUCUGAAAGGAUCUCAGAAACAGAGAGUACCUCCGCCAGUUCCGCCGCGAGGAUCGCCAAAUCCAAAGCGUGGAGGCCAUUUGCAGACCAGCGAAAUGAAAGCUGCCGCGCCCAUGUCCUGUUGCUCUACUCCGCCACCUCCGUUCGAGGAGACACAGCCAACGCGCACGAGCAGAACCAACUCCUCGUCGACGACAUCAUCAAGCGCUUCUGGCAGAAGACGCGGGGCAUCGAGUGCAGCCAGCGUAAUGACUACUUCGUCAGCUUCAUCGUUGGCACUCACUCCUGCAGCCUUGAGCAGUGCUAGGAGUCACGAAGCGAGUGUAUGUUGGACGCCACCAGCGUCUGUCGAAGGCUCUACUCCAACAUGGACAGAAGGCACGCCCAGUUUUACUGAGUCUAGCAGUAGUGAACAAGGUUAUCCUUUAACUCCAGGCCGCGGUCCUACGCCCAAUGAGGGGCGUAGAUCUCCCCGCCCCGCGCCUCCACCCCGCGUGACACCCAUCAACAGUCUGACCACCGAAGUGGUGCAAAUCAGUCAUUUGACCUCGGAAACCUCCAGAAUAAAAAUAUCCAGCUACGAAGUUCACCAAGUAUCAAAAGAAGAGUCUUUAAGCUAGUUAUUAUAAGCGUAUAUAUACAUGGCUAUUUACUCGCUGUUGAAUAUAAAACAUGCAUUAAAUUAACGCUUCUAACGUUUUUAAAUACGCUUUAAAGGGGCCUUCCCGGUCCUGUCUAUCGUCAGCGCGAACAUGGUCGAAAUGCAUGUCUUUUCAUCCAACGCUCCCCGCCUGUUGACGACAAGCAAGAGAAAGCGGUGACAUUGAAUAUUAAAAUAAUUAAACCGAAACGUGUUAUUAGAAAGAGUUGGAACUCAUUUCUUAUUUUCUCUUGUGGAUGAAUUUACCAAUGGGCGUGUGAGCGUAAUAGGAGCUGUGUUCACCUUUCUCCUAUAGCCUUAGUGAGCCUAUAUUGCCUUGUCAGUAUGACACGAGAUCUCGAAGAGAAAUAUGGUCUGAAAAGUAGGCAAAUGCGCUGUUUUUUUAUAAAAAAUAAAAGUGGAAAAUCAAAAAAUGAAUCUUUUCACAUUACCCACAAAACUGGUCGAUCGCGAUUCCAUUUAAUAUAGUUUCUCUAUGUUAUUAUCAAACGCGAAGUAAGGUUAUUCCAAAUUUAAAAGUUUUUGUCUGUACCUUACCUUUGUCACCACAAAAUUAACAGGGAGGAGUAAUUUUAAACUUGGGAGUAACUUUACAUUCAGUUUAUUGAUAAGAUAGCUUGGGUUUCGCGUUCUGUGGUUAAUUCGUCCAAGAGUUCUUUCUAUUCUAAAUCGUCUUUGGUCAAAACAAACACGUGCCGCUGCUAUAAACAAUAAAAUAAAAACUAGUUUGUUAUGCGUGAAGACUGUACUUCUGAAAAUAUUAUAUAUACAUAUUUAAAUUUGGCUUUUUAUAUUAGAUUUUACAGUUAUCUUCAAUGACUUUUUGUUGUACAAAACUAACCCGUAUUCUGUAGGUACCAAUGUUAUAUCAUUAUGUGCUCAAUCAGAGAAGCGUGCUAUUAUUAUAAAAAAAUAUCAACUAUAAAUGAAUUUUUAUCACAAAGUUGCUUGCUCUAUAUUUGCAAUCUCUAUGCUAUAUACGGCUUCCCAUGUUAAAGUUUUUCUAUCUAAAUAGAUAUCUCUUUUACUUUUCCGAGAAUAAUGUAUCUCGUUAUUUUAUUUUAUACACAAUUAUUUUAAUUAUGAUUAGGACUUAUUAGGGUGACCCACGAGAACAACUUGAAUUUUUCUGUUGCUCUUAGAAAUCUCCGACUUAUUAAUCGACAUUUUCAGCCUACUGACUAUUUCACAUUUGCUUUUGUGUAAAUCGAUUUUCGGAGCUAAACUGUUAAUGUGGCUAGACUACUCAUGGUGAAUAUUAAUUAUCAUAAAAGGACGCUCCUAUUUUUGUAUUAAAAAGUUUAUAAUAUUUAUUUGCCAUGUAGUGAAACGGGACUAAAUGAAGGUGUAUUCCAUGGCGAAUUUAACGGUUAACAUGAAUUAUUUUGUAUCUAUUAUGUCGUUGAAAGCGCAAUUGUUUUGAGUUUUUGUGUAAGCCUUAUUAAUUAGUUAAUUCCGCAAGAGUUGCUACGACGCGAGGAUACCCACCAAAUAUUAAACUACUCGUUUUGUACACAGUUAUUCAAUAUUAGGUAAUUAUAUCGCUAAAAUUGAUAAUGUGCUCUGAAAAAUUAUUCGGUGCUGGAAAACACCAUUCUAAACAGGUUUAUUUUAUUUUUUGGGAUAAAAAACAGUUCUCACAAUCCAUUUAUACAGUGAUUGCAAUUUACAGUGUUAAAUUAAUUUCUAGUGAAAACCCACACCAUCAACCCGUUGAUAACCACCGGUUGAUUUGUAUUGUCAAAAAAUUUUUAAAUAAAUUAAAUAUAGUAGUUAACUUUAAAAAGCAAAAAACGUAAAAUUGAAGGUAGAUUAAUAAUCGAAUAAAAAUUCUUUUGGUUACACUGCCUUGAUUUAGACCCCUGUUUUCAUUUCGUGACUCUAAACGUCAGAGACUACUAUAAACGCCAAAUCUUUUUUACUAUUUAUUCUAGAAUAUUAUCAUGUUAUCAAUUUUGUAUUCAUGUAUAAUUUUGUAAUACUUAUAUUAAUUAUAAUUUUGUAGUUUUCUACAUAACAUUAAGUAUAAUAAAUAUUAAUAAUUGUUAACUGUUAAAGCCGAGUCAAUAGAGAAAUUAUAGUAUUACUUGUCAGAACUAUACAAGGUACCAGAAACUCGUUACACACUAAACUUAUCUUAUUUUAUCUCUUAACUUAUGUGACUAAAAAACUCAAAAACAGGGUUUACUUUACAAUUUCCUCCAUAAAUGAAUGAACCAAUCAAUCGUUACAAAAUUUUGGAAACUGAUAUUAUAGAAUAUUUCUUAUAUUCUCUCAGACUAUUCAUGGUUUAUGGACUUGCAUCCCGUGCCAGUAAAUAAAUUAAAAAAAAACAGACUUUGACAGAUAUUGAUUUCUUUAAAGUUUAUACUGAGCUUCGGUUUGCGGUCUAUAUGGAUCAUACAGACCAUUUCUAAGCCAGUGCUUGAGUUGAAGUACUCUUGCACUAACAAAAUGCUCAAAUUGUCGCUCAGUUACCGAACGGCCCUAGCAUAAUAUUUAUACCUGUGAGGAUUAUUCUCAAAUGUUCUCGAAUAGAUAAUAGUAACAAGAAAGGUUAUAGGUACAGGUUUUUUUAUACACAUCUUGCUAACAAAACCAGCUAGGGUUGUUAAGUUCGAAUUGUCGCCAAAAUUCGACUAUCGACGUGACCUUCGUUACAAUACUUACGAUCACCAAAGGAAAAAUUAAGGAUUAAUAAUGCGGGUGCAAUUUGUAGUUCUAGAAGUGGAAUCGCGCUUUCCCCGAGAGCUUUAUACUAUAUCUAAGAGAAAUGACAAAAUGUAUUAUUUUAAUGAUAGCAAAUUAAAUGCAGAAAGCUAUUUCACUGCCAUUUAAAAAGAGAUUGAGUCUAACACAUACUUUGUAUGUAAAUUUUAUCAAGCAUAACGGUUUAGACACGGACGAUACAUGAAAAGUUGAUAUUUGAUGAUCCUAUACGAAGAAAACACUAAAAAUGACAUUAAUAUGGAUAUAAAUUGACUACUUAGUAAAUCAUAACCGAAAGUAAAUUAAAUGAAAAAAGCAUGGUCACCGCGCAGACGCAUGAUGUCGCGGGACGCGAAAGUAGGGAGGGGGACACACGCACCUGUUGGCGCAUGCGCUUAAUGAAAAGUUGCGAUGAUGUAUCCACACUUCAUUUAUUCAUAGCAUAAUUCGACCUAUCUUUAGUGUCUCACCAGUUAUAUUUUAUAUAGUGUUGUAACGUGGCGCGUUAGGGAAAAAUUAUGUAAGUGAUUUUUACGAUGCGUGCGCUCACCGUCUCGCAAAUGUUAGCUAGUCAAAUAGACCAUUUGUAUCAUACUUCAGCUACCAAGCCUCUUGUAACGUAUAUGUCUACUGAACCACAACCAAUGAACGAGAAUUAAAUAAGUUUCAAUAUGUAUAUUGAAACUUUCAAUUUAUACACAAUUAUUAAAAUAAAAUAAAAAAAAUCUCUCUAAUUGUAUAAAAAUAAUUUAAUGAUUUUUAAUUAUAUAGUUUAACUCAAUUAUGUAGUAUAAUAAUAUUUUCAUUCGUUGUAUUUAAUACCUUAUUCAUUACAAUUUUUUUUUCUACAAACGUAAAAUAGCACGAGGAAUAAAUUUUGUUAAGGAUUUUUCUUAUAUUACGCCAAGGAAGAAACUUCUUAUAACAUAGUAGACACACACAUUUUUCUGCACGCAGUUGAUUUUUUCGAAAGGAAGAAAAACCAUAAAUUAAUAAUCAAGGCUUUGACGGUAGGGCCCUUAUGUCGGACGUAGAUAAAAUUCCACUACUGAAUAAAAACUUAGCUCAUUUAUACGUCUAGAUAGACUAUGACAGCUGUAGAAAAGUCGGAAAAAUUGAGGUUGACUGUUAACCUCUAUUUUCAGCAAUGCACGCACACUAACACAAAGUGUCAUACAAACCGUGCAUAGGUACAAAGGUCACAGUCACGCAGUACUACCUCUAAGAAGAAUUAUAAUAAAUAUAACGCUAUUCUUGUUUUUUUUUCUAUUGACUCGGCUAAUGAUUAUAUACUUUCAUAUUAUUCAGUACCCAACGAAGCAUAAUACACAAUAUUAGUAAUUAAUUUCGGUUAUUUAUUUUAAUAAUUCUAUUGCAUUUUACGGAAAUAUGUUUUUAUGAUUGACCCAACGUGAAUAAAUCUUUUUUAUUUUUACUGUAUAAUCAAAAAUCUGAAUCAAUCUGUGAUUUUAAUUUACUUAGUUUUUAUUAGGUUUUAUUUAACUUAGUUUUUAUUACUUAGAUAAUUUUAAUGUUAUUAUAAGAUCUCUUUAGAAAAAUCUCUCCUUUCCCUUUUAAUCAAAGUUAUACAGUAACUUAGACCCACUACAUCGAGUUUUUCUUAGGAUUUUUGAACCAUUAAGUAUUUUAUUUUUGUAAAACGUGAGAUGUCUCAAAAUUAAAUAAAUUGGUCAGUUUUAUUGCAAGGUAAUAGGUUAUAUUAAUUGUUGCCUCUCAAUUUACUCUUAUAAUGUAUGUAAAUGUGUAAAUAGGCACCUUUGCGAAUUUUAUAGAGACUUACGGCCGUUCCCAAUAUACUAUCUACAGAUAGAGAUAAAUUACUACCUUCUACUGUCAGCAAGUAGCUAUCAAUAAUCUGAAGCUGUCCCAAUAUACCCGAUAAGUAAUUUUUAUCGCCUUAUAUUAGGACGCGUGAAUUGCAAUUUCCAUACAAACUUCUAUCGCUGGUAAGCUAUACGUCGUCCCAUUGACAGACAGCGUGUACGGAUAAUCAUAUAGGGACAAAUAAAUAAAAAGAUCGGUAAUUAUAUAGGGACAGAAAAGACAACGAUAGUUAGGAUUUUUUAUCUCAAGUAGGCCACAACCGGAGGUAGACUGAAUAUUGGGAAUGGCCAUUAGACAAUUUUUACGUCUAGAUCGACAGAGGUAAACACGGCGAGAAAAAUAGUGGUGAAAUGUUAGCCUUUAUUUUCAGCAACGCACACUAAACAAAAAUACUGACGUAUCGCGAAUGUAAGACGCAGCUCUCAUGCAUGCUUAAGUAAUACCUGGCAUGUUGUCAUGCAUUGCCUAAAAGCUAGAGAGCUUCCCCACCAUCUGGAUGUGUGACUUUCACUCACAGUACGGAUUUCAUGGAACAUUCUUCCACGUACAACCAAGGUGUGAAAUGAGCUUACUUCCGAGGUGUUUCCGGGACGAUACGCCAUGGUUACCUUCAAAAAAGCGCGUACACCUUUCUAAAACGUCGGCAACGCUCCUGUGCUUCCUCUGGUGUUUCAAGCGAAUGUGGGCGGUGGUGAUCACUUAACAUCAGGUGACCUGUACGCUCGUUUAUCCUCCAAUUACAUAAAAAAACUAUUUUGAAAAUAUUGCAUACGUCAUGGCGCAUUGUCGUCUUUGUUGGUUGUAUGUCUCCCAACUUUUAACCGGCUCUAGAAAAAUAAUUGUUAUCUUAUGUAUAAUUUAUGUGUAAAAUGUAUUUAUCUUGUUAUCUCCUAUUACUGUGUAUGGUUCGUACUUAUAUUAUUAUAUAUAUGAGAAUAAAUGUGUAUUGGAAUUCA